Molecule: messenger RNA, 4453 nt
Organism: Artibeus jamaicensis (Jamaican fruit-eating bat)
Lineage: Eukaryota; Metazoa; Chordata; Mammalia; Chiroptera; Phyllostomidae
Gene: ZNF341
Product: zinc finger protein 341
Exons: 15
Coding region: 70-2634 (854 amino acids)
Source: RefSeq, a predicted model, not a curated record
GCCGCGGCUCCCACAAUGCUCACGUAGCCCGGCUUCAGCUCCUGUGGCGGCGGCGGCGGCGGCUUCAAGAUGGCGCAGACGAUCUUCGAAGCCCUGGAGGGAAUGGACAAUCAGACCGUCCUGGCUGUCCAGUCGUUGUUGGAUGGCCAAGGAGCAGUCCCUGAUCCAACAGGACAGAGCGUCAACGCACCCCCUGCUAUCCAGCCACUGGAUGAUGAAGAUGUCUUUCUUUGCGGGAAAUGUAAGAAGCAGUUCAACUCACUGCCGGCAUUUAUGACCCACAAGCGGGAGCAAUGCCAGGGGAAUGCCCCGCCCUUGGCCACAGUCUCUUUGGCCACCAACAGCAUCUACACGCCUUCGGCAGCACCCACAGCAGUUCAGCAGGCCCCGCCUCCUGCAAAUCGCCAGAUCUCUACGUACAUCACAGUGCCCCCGUCUCCACUGAUCCAGACCUUGGUGCAGGGGAACAUCUUGGUGAGCGACGACAUGCUCAUGUCUGCUAUGUCGGCUUUCACAUCCCUGGACCAGCCCAUGCCGCAGGGCCCCCCACCUGUGCAGAGCAGCCUGAGCAUGCAUUCUGCACCCAGCUACCUCGCCCAGCCUCCACCACCCCCUCCACCACCUCCAUCACUGCCUCCGCCCCCACCACCCCAACCCCCACCACCCCCGCCUCAGAGCCUGGGUCCCCCUGGGCGUCCCAACCCCAGUGGGACCGGUGUGGUGGAGGUGUACAGUGCCACGGCACCCCUGGCUGGCAGCGGAACAGUGGAGAUCCAGGCGUUGGGAAUGCCGCCCUACCCACCCCUCGAGGUGCCAAACCAGUGUGUGGAGGCUCCAGUGUACUCCACCCCCACAGUGUACAGCCCCGGCAAACAGGGAUUCAAACCAAAAGGACCCGACCCCACUGCGCCCAUGACCAGUGCCACUGGGGGCACGGUGGCCACCUUUGACUCCCCACCAGUGCUGAAGACCCGACGGGCUAAAGGUGCCAGUGGACUCCCAGAAGCUGCAGAGAAGCCAAAGGCACAGAAACUCAAGUGCUCAUACUGUGACAAGUCAUUCACCAAAAACUUUGACCUGCAGCAGCACAUCCGAAGCCACACUGGUGAGAAGCCCUUCCAGUGCAUUGCCUGUGGCCGUGCCUUUGCCCAGAAGUCCAACGUCAAGAAACACAUGCAGACUCACAAGGUGUGGCCUCCAGGGCGCAGUGGUGGUACCGUCUCUCGCAACUCCGUGACUGUACAGGUCAUGGCCCUGAACCCCAGCCAGCAGGAGGAUGAGGAAAGCACAGGGAUGGGCCAGACGCUGUCAAGUGCCCCACAGCCCCAGGCUUUGCCCACAGCAGGAGAGGAAGAGGGGGACAAGCUGGAGGCCAAGCAGGUGGUCCUCAUUGAUAGCUCCUACCUGUGCCAGUUCUGCCCCAGCAAGUUCAGCACUUACUUCCAGCUCAAGUCCCACAUGACCCAGCAUAAAAAUGAACAGGUGUACAAGUGUGUGGUCAAAAGCUGCGCCCAGACGUUCCCAAAGCUCGACACGUUUCUGGAGCACAUCAAGAGCCACCAGGAGGAGUUGAGCUACCGCUGCCAUCUCUGCGGCAAGGACUUCCCCUCGCUGUACGACCUGGGCGUGCACCAGUACUCCCACAGCCUCCUGCCACAGCACAGCCCCAAGAAGGACAGCACGGUCUACAAAUGUGUCAAAUGUGUCAACAAAUAUUCUACCCCUGAGGCCCUGGAACAUCACCUGCAGACUGCCACUCACAACUUCCCCUGCCCGCACUGCCAAAAGGUGUUUACUUGCGAGCGCUACCUGCGGCGUCACCUGCCCACACAUGGCAGUGGGGGCAGGUUCAAGUGCCAGGUGUGCAAGAAGUUCUUCAGGCGGGAGCACUACCUCAAACUGCAUGCUCACAUCCACUCAGGUGAGAAACCUUACAAAUGCUCAGUGUGUGAGUCUGCAUUCAACCGCAAAGACAAACUGAAGAGACACAUGUUGAUCCAUGAGCCAUUCAAGAAAUACAAAUGCCCCUUCUCGACACACACAGGCUGCAGUAAGGAGUUCAACCGGCCAGAUAAGCUGAAGGCUCAUAUCCUCUCCCACUCUGGCAUGAAGCUCCACAAGUGUGCCCUGUGCAGCAAGUCCUUCAGCCGUCGUGCCCAUCUUGCUGAGCACCAGCGCGCCCACACAGGCAACUACAAGUUCCGCUGUGCUGGCUGCGCCAAGGGCUUUUCCCGCCACAAAUACCUCAAGGAUCACCGCUGUCGCCUCGGCCCCCAAAAGGAUAAGGACCUGCAAGCCCGACGACCCUCCCGGAGGAGGUCGGCUCCCCGCAGUGGCAGCAGUGGUGGGCACAAGGUGGUGGCCCCUGUGCCUGACCCACUGGGGCUGGAGGAGUUGAAGGACACAGGGGCUGGGGCAAUGCCUGAGGCUGUCCCAGGCAAGCCACCCUUCUCCGAGCCGGAUGCCGUGCUGUCUAUUGUAGUGGGUGGCACGGUGGGCAGUGAACCUGAGCUGGUAGUGCCUGGGCAUGCUGAAGGCCUGGGCCCCAACCUGGCACUGGCAGAGCUGCAGGCAGGGGCCGAUGGCCCCUGUGCCAUGCUUGCUGUGCCUGUCUACAUCCAGGCCUCGGAGUGAGGGACCCGUGGUGUCUGCUCUGUGGCCCAGCCUGAUGCUCGCCUUUGGGUCUACAGCCUCUGAGGGCAGACUAGACAUCCUUCCCUGUGGAAGCGAGCUGUCCGCUCGGCGGAAAACCUCUCAGAAUGUCACUUAUAAACCCUGGCCCAUGACCACCCUGCUGUAUCCCCUAUCCUUCUGGAAAGCUCUGUAGCGUUCUGGGUCCUGGGGCAGGGCUGCCUGUUGCUUCCAGGCAGGGGUGAUGGCAAGACAGAUGGCUGAGCCUGAGUGGCCCAUGGUCUGGCUGGGUCCAGGCUUGUGGUUAGGCUGCCUAACAGAGAAGACAGGCUAGUCCUGCCACCUGCUCUGGGCUGCCUUAGGGGUAGCCCAGCGUGGUCAGGGCCAGUAUCUGCUGUACCUUUUUACAUCCGGCUACUCACAGCAUCCCCAGAUGAAUCUGUGAUAUAGGCAUUUAGGAGGCACUCAAAUGUUGUGGUGAGUGUGCAGCAUCAGUCUAAUCUGGUUUCAAAUCCAAGUGCUAUCACUCACUUGCUUUGUGACCUUGGGUAAGUCUCUUCACCUCUCUAAGCCCUGUGUUCCUCAUCUGUGCAAUGAGGCUUAUGACAAUACUACCUCAUAGGGCUGUCAUGAGGAUCUGGUCUGAUGAAAUAAGUAAAGGAUUCACAAUAGUGCCUGGCACUUGGAAAGUGCCUAAUAAAUGUUUUUAUCAAAAUGCGUAUCCACAUGGCUCAUGCUGUGGCUUCGGCAGUCCCUAUGUGGCAGCAUUCUCCCCUCCGAAGUGUGUGGGGGCUGAGGGCUCCAUGGACCCUCGCACAGCACUGUGCUGCCCCAUAGCCAUGAAGAGGUUUUGUGUUCCCAGAGUGACGAUUUCCGAACAUAGCCCUUAGGAACACGCAGCAGAAGGAGUUUCUACUCACUUUUGAGAAUGCAGGGUCCUGGGCCUCACUCUCAAACCCUUUGGAAUCAGAAACACUGACUAGAGCCAGAGGUCCAUCUUGAGCAGGCCUCUGGAUGGCCACAGGUGCCCCUGCAUCCAGCAUUCCCUCCCCCAUCCGCGUCAGUCCAGGGGGAAGCAAACUAGGGUCGUUGGGAGGCAGGGAGAGAAAGAAGGGGCCUUGGCUGAGUUCCCUCACUUAUUUUCACAACCACCCUUCUGGGCCAUCCUCCCUCAGUUAUAAGAGAGGAAACUGAGGCUCAAGACUAAACAGGGCUCAGUGUUGGAGAACUGUUUGGCUCAGUUUGAUAACUGAGUUUCCUUAAAAGCUGACACACCCCUCUCACAUCUGUGCCAGGGCCCUUCGCCACAUCCUCAGGAAGCGUAGGAUGCAGUGGGAGGGACAAAUGAGGCAGUAGUGCACAGCAGAGGGGGUGAGGGCUUUUAAUGUAUCCUGCCCGCAUAAAAGCUAGGAGAGGGAUUGAUGGAGACAGGACGGCUCUUUGGAGGAAGUAACAUUUGAGCUGGGCCUUCAUACAGAGUGUUUGAACUCAUGGGUAGUUAGGGGAAGGCAAGGUAUGAGCCAUGACUUCAAGUUGUGACAAUGUAAGGCCUAUCGUAUUCCAGUGCCAGUGAAUGGUCUAGGUGACCAGAGAUUUGGAUGCAGUGGGUAGAUCAUGAUAAUCGCUGUUCCAUUCAAGUCUCCACAUGGACAUGGGCACUAUACUAAGUCUUUUAUUUCAUAUUACCUCAGCCCCAUUAGGUGAGAAUUGUUACUUUUCUUAUUUUACAGAUGAGGAAGCAGAGGCACAGAAAGGCAAAGUUCUUUGCCCAAGCUCAUACAGCUAGUAAGUCACAGAACUGGCAUUCGGGCUGGGGAGGUCU